This is a messenger RNA of Cucumis sativus (cucumber), 447 nucleotides long. RefSeq names its product receptor-like protein 9DC3. Bases 1 to 447 code for a protein of 148 amino acids. Lineage: Eukaryota; Viridiplantae; Streptophyta; Magnoliopsida; Cucurbitales; Cucurbitaceae. The transcript has a single exon. The record is from RefSeq and is a predicted model, not a curated record.
AUGGUUGGAUCUUUCUUCGAAUUGUGUGGUAACAUUCCUUCUCAGUUGGUUGGGCUUACAUUUCUGUCCCAUUUGAAUCUCUCCCAUAAUCAGCUAUCAGGACCAAUUCCUAAAGGCAAACAAUUUGAUACCUUUUGGAACUCAUCCUACCUUGGAAACCUUGGCCUCUGUGGGUUUCCUCUAACAAAGUGUGAUACAAAUCAAAAGGACCACAAGACUCAAAUGUUAUUAGAUGAAGAUGAAGAAGACGCCCGUUUGGAAAAAGGGAUUUGGGUGAAAGCUGUGUUCAUUGGGUAUGGUUGUGGGAUUGUAUUUGGAAUAUUUAUUGGAUAUCUUGUUUUUCAUUAUAGAAAACCUGUGUGGAUUGUGUCAAUAGUGGAACCCAAAAGAGCUCAAAAGAACCAACCAUUCACAAGGCGUCGCAGGCCUAGGAAAAGAAAUGGCUAG